GAACAACGUUUGGAUUCUUCGAUGAUCAGUGGAACUGCACAGAAAACUCUAAAGUUCGCCAGUAUGGAGGAUGUUCACUAACACUCUUGCGUAACAGAACAGUAGACAGCGCACUUAUAACAGUACCCUUGAGUAUGGAAGCUGAUGUUCCUUACGUGAUGCAAACUAAUCUUCAAAGAUGCUAUAUUAUUGCAUUCAAAUCAACGUAUUUGCUGUGUAAUGGAUCRUGGAACAUACUAGAUAACGAUUUCGUGAACAGCAGGUUCUUAAUCGUGGAAAGUGAAAAUACGCAAAAUUUUACAAUUCAGUUUAAGAGGACAACAUCGCAUUUGGAGUAUAAUGACGCCAUGAAGGGAAGAAUCCUGAGAAUGACAAUAGGGUGCUACGAUAAGUCGGAUACAAUUAUAUCUGACUGUCUAUUGUUGAAGAUGCAGGGAACAUUGAAAUGUCCUGACUUUUCUCUGCCAGCAUUACCUAAGCCAACAACGUCACCAUGGACGAUCGCACCAACCUCAGAAACAGGCACCAGUAAAAACGAAUUCCAAACACACAGUAUUAGUACAUCCCAGUCAACUACUAUGGUAAGUAAAACUAUCCCUAGUCAAAUCCUUGCAUUAGUUCAUUAUAAAUAAAUGAAUACUUGGAAGA
Messenger RNA from Actinia tenebrosa (Australian red waratah sea anemone), 648 nucleotides. RefSeq lists its product as uncharacterized. The record is from RefSeq and is a predicted model, not a curated record. Lineage: Eukaryota; Metazoa; Cnidaria; Anthozoa; Actiniaria; Actiniidae.